CUUUCUCCUUGGUUUUGCUGCUUACUCACUGCCUGCCUAAGGCUUGUUGCAGCGGAAGGAAACGGCAGCGCUGGAAAAGGCUCCUGGCUGCAAUCUACGCCAUGGAGGCGAGACACUAACCUUUUCCCUGAGAUUGGCGACCGGGUUGUGGCUGCUGCUGCUGCUGCUCCGUGCCCGUAGCAAUGUCCAAGGAGUCAUACAAUAGUCCUGCUGAAAAUGGGCAAUGCAAGAGUGAGGUGGAGAAUGGGCAUCCAAAUUUGUCGCCCCCCACCCUUGGCACAUCCACGGUGGAGGAGAUGGUCCAGCAAAUGAAAGAGCUCAUUAUGGAGAACAAUGAGCUUAAAGUAGCCAUGAGGCAACGUAACCAAGCUAUGAAGGCUCGCUUUGAAGAGAUUUCUGUGUGGAAAGAGAAGCUGAAAGAAGAGCGGGAGUUCUUUGAGACUAAAUUCAAGGAAGCUAGACAAUGCUUGGCAACUAAAUGUGUUGAGAAUGAAGAACUCAAAAAACAACUCAAGACCCUAGAAGAAAGAGAGGAAGGGCUCACAAAUGGAUGCCCAGUUUCUAAAAAGGAGAUGGCACAAGAACUGGAGCAGCUGAAGACCCAAGUGAUGAAGCUCCAGGCUGAAAAGGCGGAUCUGGUGGCCAUAAUUUCAGAGCUGCAGCUUAAACUCAACAGUUCCACAACCGAAGACUCAUUUGUUGAAAUCAGGAUGCAGGAAGGAGAAGUGAAUGGAGCCUUAAAAGAAAAUCAAGAUCUUAAUAGCAAAAUAAUGGGUGACACAGCUACCUAUAUCAGGAGCAGAUCUGUGGAUGAAGCAAAAAAAUAUCUGGAAACUGAAGAGUUAACCGUCAGCCAGCUUCUUCAUUCUCUCCGGAACGAGACUCAGAAGAGGGAAGCGUUGGAAAAAGAGGUGCAGGAACUCAAGAACAGGCUCUUGAGACUUGAAAAUAAAACGGAUGAGAGAGGCACUCAAACAGAACAUGAGGAAGAGGAAGCCAACGAGAAAGCAGAAAGCAUGGGCAAUGAAGUGGAAACUCUAAACCUGCAAGUGACUGCCUUGUUCAAAGAACUUCAGGAGACGCAUGCGAAGUUGCAAGAAGCCGAGGUGAUCCAGAAGAGGUUGCAAGAAAAGUGUCAGAUUCUUGAAAGACAACGUUGUGAAAGUGCUGGAGACCUGGAUGAGAAGCAGCAGCUGUUGUACGCCGUUAAGAAGCUGGAACUUCAGGUGGAGAGCAUGCAGUCGGAGAUCAAGCUGGAGCAAGCCAAAACAAAGGAUGAGAAAGCCAAAUUUAAUACACUGCAGGAUGCAUACAGCAAACUCCUACCUGAACUGACGGACGCAAUGCAGACAGUUGAAGAAUUGAAAAACAAAGAGGCCGAAAGGGUAGAUAAGGCAGUGGCCGAGGAGCUGAUUCACAAGCUGGAUCUAGCAGAGAAAGCACUGGCUGCCAAACAAUUCCAGAUAGACGAGAUGAAGCAGACCAUUGCCAAGCAGGAGGAAGAGCUGGAGACCGUGGCUGUCCUCCAAGCACAGAUGGAGGUGUAUUGUUCUGACUUCCACGCUGAAAGAGCAGCACGGGAGAAGAUCCACGAAGAAAAGGAGCAACUAGCUGUGCAGCUGACAUACUUACUGACAGAGAAGCAGGACCGUGAAGACCUUGGCAGGAACUCACUGGCAGAAAUGCAAACUCGCCAUGGAACUAGACUACCAUCAGAUCAGGAUAAUUUAUCGCACUUUUCCCAAGGAGGAACAGAAGAUCAAGAUGGUUGGCGGCAGCAACAAAGGAAUCUCCCGGUACAUUCUUGCCCAAAGUGUGAAAUGAUUCUUCCUGAUAUAGAUACGCUUCAGAUUCAUGUUAUGGACUGUAUAAUCUAAGCACUGUCCUCAAAAAAUGCUCAUAAAUGAGAACUGCACUUUCUAAGCAAAUGUGUCUAUUCCCACUCUCUUCUAGAGAGCCUGAUCUUUGGAAUUUAAUAGGCUUUUUGUAUUAAUUUCAACGGGAAUUGUUAGGCUUUAGUUAUUUGUAACAGAGAUUUCCUUUGAGCAAGAAUGAGUAUUUUUAAACAAGUGAUCAGAUCUCUUUCUAGCUGGCUGAAGACGGCUGUUAUAAUAAUUAUUUGAACUAAGAUGGUUAAAAGAGUGAGAAUAUUAAUUCCACUGGGAAGUUUUGUUACUUGAGAGUUGGAAGGUUGUGCAUGUGCGCAUGUGAAUUUAUGUAUGCGCAUGAACACGUGUUUGCAUAUUUUUGCAGCCUUGUGGGCAACUACAAGUGAACCCAUAUACAAUCUCUGAUGCAUCACUUGAGUUCAUGUAUAUGUUCACAUACUAUAUGCUUGUGGAUAUGUGAAUGAAAGAGUGUGUGAUAAUUUUAAUCAGAAAGAAAAACGAGUCAAGAUCCUGCAGAACUUCUUGAGUUCGACUGCUCUGAGGUCCCACUUACAAUUAUGGUGUUUGCUACAUUCUUAGAUGUGGCUGCACCGGGGUCUGGCACAGUUGCUGCACAUGCCUAGCACUUUUCAAGGUAGUAGAAGUUAUUGCUUUCAGUGUUGGAGCUCUCACUGAUUCCUGCAAGUAUGAGUGGAAUUGAGAAAGAUGUUGAGACAGAAUAUUGAGGAAACAAAAUUAGUGCCGAUAUGAUUUGCAGGUUUGGUUUAUUUCUGAUUGAGAAAUGAGUGUAUAUAUUUGACUGAUUUAAUAAUAUAUUUUAGUAGUUGAACAUAUUAAAUAAAAAACUAUAUUCUUUUUCCAAAGGCACCUUAAACAUGUACAGUUCUCAGUGGCUUGUGGAUUUUACUGUUUAACCAAAGGUAUAAGAUUACAUUAGAUUAACUGGUCCUAAAAGGCAGUAUCCAUUGUGACACUACCGCUUAUGUAAAUGAGCAAUAGCACAGAAACACCUACACCUUCCAGGGAAACAUGUCACUCCAGCAAGCGCUGUCGGUGUUGCACUCAAGAUCAUUUACUCUAGUGCAACACAAUUUACACUAGCAGUAGCGUCACAUUGGAUACUGCCCGAAAUAUCUAUCUUGUUGGUAUGUUGUUUCACCUUUUACUUAUUUUUUUAAUCACCUAGACAUAAUGUUUAAAAAAGACAAUGACAUGAGCUAAUUGAGUUAUGGUACUGUAAGAAAAAUAAAACCAUGUUAUAAAA
Messenger RNA from Elgaria multicarinata webbii, 3153 nucleotides. RefSeq names its product optineurin (gene OPTN). The record is from RefSeq and is a predicted model, not a curated record. Gene Ontology annotation, cellular component: nucleus; cytoplasm; Golgi apparatus. Gene Ontology annotation, molecular function: K63-linked polyubiquitin modification-dependent protein binding. The transcript is spliced from 14 exons. Gene Ontology annotation, biological process: regulation of canonical NF-kappaB signal transduction; Golgi ribbon formation; protein localization to Golgi apparatus. Lineage: Eukaryota; Metazoa; Chordata; Lepidosauria; Squamata; Anguidae. The coding region runs from base 183 to 1877 and encodes 564 amino acids.